Molecule: messenger RNA, 339 nt
Organism: Ostertagia ostertagi
Lineage: Eukaryota; Metazoa; Nematoda; Chromadorea; Rhabditida; Trichostrongylidae
Source: the annotation of a GenBank genome assembly
AUGAUUAACCGAACGCACAUCGAUCAUAUGAUUCUCGACAAUGAGGGUCCGGAGUAUCAGCUGAUUCCGAUGAUAGCAAUCGAUAAUGUGUUUGCCGACGAGAAUAUUGCUAUCUGCCAUAUGAAUGUUGAGUUCCAUGCUCCUGGACCAAAAUCGCGAUACGAGGAGUUCGUGGAGGUCAUGCAGGGAGUGCUGCGUGUUGGACGCUUUGCCCCCAUACACAACGAGAAAUCGCACAACGUUUUCCCUCAUUCCGAAACCGUACUGCGUGGCAAAUAUCCUGGAGCAAUCUUACUAUAUCUAUCCAUGGACAUCGGAUGCAACCACCCGAUGCCUUGA